UGUUUUCAUUUGAGACGGGCUUUUUCAGCUGGCGUAAGACUUUGGCACUAAGUCAACGAGAAAUGAAUAUAUUGCAACACGAUGUCGGUCCACCGUCACGUGUAGAUGUUUAUUUUUCACCGAUUUGGAUAACCCUUUCCGGGGCGAAUAGCUCUUGAAGCAAGCCUUUUGAACCGAGCUUAAUAUGCAAAACUUUGGAGGGCUGGCUUGUAAUAAUGGCUCCGUCAAGGAAUUUGCACAGGAAUGAUCUCGAAUCAUCCAUAAUACUAUUCUUCGUCCACUGACCCAUAAAGAUUACCUAGGGAAUUUAACUUCAAGCUCUCUUACCUCUAAGGAAGGAUCUACUGGUUGAAACUGAAAGGGGAGACUGUGAAAUGACUGAGAAGAGUACAAACAAGCGAGAGAUCCAGCAUCUUUCUCUUAGGCCAAACAAAGCACCACAUAUCAACAUUAUUGAUGAAGACUUCAGUAGUACCAGCAGCAAUGAAUCCCAAGAGGUAACGGACGAUGAAGUCGAUGCUAUCAAGAACUAUGAUGCGGUGGUGUUUGACAUCACUAAGGUUACUCCAGACAACUUUGCUAGGCAGCUGACAUACAUGGAUCUUGCUGUCUUUAAAUCUAUUCAACCUGAGGAAUUCUCAUCUUGUGGCUGGACCAAGAAGAACAAGUCUGUUCAAUCCCCAAAUGUUGUUGCCUUAACAAAAAGGUUUAACCAUGUUAGUUUUUGGGUUGUGAGAGAAAUUCUGAAUGCCAAGAAGCUGAAGACAAGAGUAGCUGUUAUGUCACAUUUUAUUAGAAUUGCAAAGAGAUUAUACGAGAUGAACAAUCUGCAUUCACUAAAAGCGGUCAUUGCUGGACUACAGAGUGCACCUGUAUAUCGACUUAAUCAGACGUGGGAGCAAUUAUCCAGAAGAGACCACACUAUAUUCGAAAAGCUUGAAGAUUUGUUAUCAGAAGAUCAAAACAGGAAAAAACUGAGAGACCACCUGAACAGCACUCGGCUACCCUGUAUACCACAUUUAGGGAUGUAUUUGACAGACUUGAUGUACAUUGAUACCAUCCAUCCAAACACAGGGGGUCUUGAUAAUGAAAGGACUAGAAAGAUGAAUGAUAUUAUAAGAAUAAUAGCAGAAUUUCAACAGUCCCAUUAUGACUGUCUAGAGACCCAGCCACAUAUACAAAAGUACUUGGAUUCCAUGAACUAUAUAGAAGAGUUGCAGAAAUUUCUAGAGGAUAACAAUUACAGACUUUCAUUGCAAAUCGAGCCAAAAAGUGUGAAGUCAUCUGGUGAGGCAACAAGUGGAGUCAAUCUGUCCCGAUCAAGAGAAAGCCUAUCAACAUAUCCAGUAAGCCCCAAAGCCAGCACUUCACAAGUCAGCAAGUUUGUCCCAGGCCACAGAAAGGCUUAUAGCUUGGGCACAAAUGUUUUGCAGACUGUCGGGGCUCCUUCGCUGGAUUCGUUAAGUAUUGCAAGUAUUGCAAGCAGCACCGGAUCACGAAAUCUUCUGGACGAUAGUAUUUUAGACGACCAAGGAUCUGGUAUACUAGUCAAUGGACGAGAUUCUGAGCUUUCCCUGGAAAAGGGGAGUGGGAUGUACGAGAGUGAAGAGUCCAACCUGUUUAUGCACCAGUCUGAAUUCCUAGUCGAAGGGUUUCUUAAAAGGAAAAAGUGUCUGCGGAACGGCAAGAAGCUAGCAGUCUCCUAUUGGCAGAAGUUUUGGGUCGGUCUCAAUGGAGCAUAUCUUUACUACUUUCUCCCGAAACACCGAUCGGUUGGCAGAGGUGGACGAUUAGGGUUCAAGAGCGAAGCACAGAAGGUGGUUUGCAUCCAAGGCUGGACCGUAGUCAUGCAAUCAGACGCACGCCAUCCUGCAUGCUUCCAGCUUACUGACGAUGUCAAUGGCAAUUCGUACAAGUUCAAGUGCGGAUCCCAGUCCGUCGCCCUCAUGUGGUACACCUAUCUCUCACAAGCGACGAACCUCAAGAAGAACCAGCCACCGCCAAACCUGAUCAGCUUUGAGGAGGGCGAGGAGCCUACUUCGAAUUGAUCACAUGGUUCCGCCCCCAAGCCUGCGACCAGCUUGAAGGAAGGAGUUUGGUGCUUGGAACGUGUUGACCACGUGAAUCCAAUGCCCAACCUAUCAGCCCCGGCGGGGUGAGGAGUUUGGUUCUUAGCACGCUGUGACCACGUGAUUCCGCCGUUAAACCUGCGAUCGGCAUUAAGCGGUGCGAGGAGCCUGGGGUCUACGAAUUACGACGCCCUCCAUUAUGUAAGAGUGGAUUGCAUUACUAUCUCUCCACUCACGUGCUACAUAGGAAUGAAUGACGAUUGAUAACUCGGCUAGCGCAAUGUGAAGCCACUUAGAUGGCACCGUGAUAUGGUGCGUCAUUCACGCAUCUUAAAGGAGAUAGUUGAUUGCUCCUAAGUAUGUAGCGUUGAUGAAGGCAUUGCUUUGUGCAUCUUUGUGGAAGGCAGGCAUCAUCACUUCACAGAUUCACCUGUCGCCAGAUUGUAUUCUGUCAAAUGAAUUUUAAGCCGUCCAUGAGCCAAUUGUGUUAAGAUUCAGGAAUAACAGGUCUCGGGUCUGGUGUUGAUCAUAAAGUGUUUGAAUAUAUGAAUCGAGAGACCCAGAUCACAACCAGAGCUACUUGCCCACCUAUAUCUACUGUGAUUAGGCAUUUUAUUUGAAUUUUUGAAUUUUAAUCGAAUCAAUCAGUUCUAAUGAUUGGGAUCCGUUUGAUCAGAGCCUUACUUUUAGGGGCCAAUUUGUGAUUUAUAUUUAAUGCCUUUGAAUUAUUACCAAAAAUUCUAAUGCCCAAAACAGAAUAGCGUAUUUUUAUCUGUGCACAUUUUGUACAAAAGCACCUGUUGUCAUUGUUCUGUUGUGGUUGUUUUGACCGAGGAAAUGAUACCAUUAAUUUCAGGUAUUCAAAUGUACAAAUACAAAUAUAAUUUUAACAAAAUUGCAAUUAGCUAGAGAUUUUAUUUAAGACUUAAAUUUUGAGAUUUUAUUUAUGAAGUAGCUUACGUGUUUGACAUUAAAGCACUUCAGUUACAAACAGAAA
Messenger RNA from Nematostella vectensis (starlet sea anemone), 3066 nucleotides. RefSeq names its product ras-specific guanine nucleotide-releasing factor RalGPS2. The coding region runs from base 375 to 2048 and encodes 557 amino acids. The transcript has 24 exons. NCBI's taxonomy places the organism in Eukaryota, Metazoa, Cnidaria, Anthozoa, Actiniaria, Edwardsiidae. The record is from RefSeq and is a predicted model, not a curated record. Gene Ontology annotation, biological process: Ras protein signal transduction; positive regulation of GTPase activity. Gene Ontology annotation, molecular function: guanyl-nucleotide exchange factor activity. Gene Ontology annotation, cellular component: plasma membrane.